AAGCAGCAAGCAAGGAUGGAUGUGGACAGCCUUCUCUUGAAUGGAAGCAACAUGACAGCUCCCUGCGAACUGGGGAUCGAAAACGAGACGCUUUUCUGCUUGGAUCAGCCCCAUGCUUCCAAAGAGUGGCAGCCAGCCGUGCAGAUUCUCUUGUACUCCUUGAUAUUCCUGCUCAGUGUGCUGGGAAACACGCUGGUCAUUACGGUGCUGAUUCGGAACAAGAGGAUGAGAACGGUCACCAACAUCUUCCUGCUCUCCCUGGCUGUCAGUGACCUCAUGCUCUGCCUCUUCUGCAUGCCAUUCAACCUCAUCCCCAACCUGCUCAAGGAUUUCAUCUUUGGGAGUGCUGUCUGCAAGACCACCACCUAUUUCAUGGGCACCUCUGUGAGUGUCUCCACCUUUAAUCUGGUAGCCAUAUCGCUGGAGAGAUAUGGUGCAAUUUGCAAACCCUUACAGUCCCGCGUCUGGCAGACAAAAUCCCACGCUUUGAAGGUGAUUGCCGCUACCUGGUGCCUCUCCUUUACCCUCAUGACUCCGUACCCGAUUUAUAGCAACUUGGUGCCUUUUACCAAAAGUAACAAUCAGACCGCGAACAUGUGCCGCUUUCUACUGCCAAAUGAUGUCAUGCAGCAGUCCUGGCACACCUUCCUGUUACUCAUCCUCUUUCUCAUUCCUGGAAUUGUGAUGAUGGUGGCGUAUGGAUUAAUCUCUCUGGAACUUUACCAGGGAAUAAAGUUCGAUGCUAGUCAGAAGAAGUCUGCUAGAGAAAGGAAACCGCGCCCCGGCAGCGGCGGCAGAUACGAGGACAGCGAUGGGUGCUACCUGCAGCGGCCCAAGCCCCCAGGGGAAGCUAGCUGCAGCAGCUUGUCCACCAGCAGCAGCGGCAGGCUCAGCCGCAUCCGGAGCAGCAGCCCCGCCGCCAACCUGAUGGCCAAGAAGCGGGUGAUCCGCAUGCUCAUGGUCAUCGUGGUUCUCUUCUUCCUCUGCUGGAUGCCCAUCUUCAGCGCCAACGCCUGGCGGGCCUUUGACACCGCCUCUGCCGAGCGCCGCCUCUCCGGGACCCCCAUCUCCUUCAUCCUCCUGCUCUCCUACACCUCCUCCUGCGUCAACCCCAUCAUCUACUGCUUCAUGAACCAGCGAUUCCGCCUCGGCUUCAUGGCCACGUUCCCCUGCUGCCCCAAUUCUGGGCCCCCAGGAGCGAGAGGGGAGGCGGGGGAGGAGGUGGAGAGCAGGACCACCCGGGCCUCUCUGUCCAGGUGCUCCUACAGCCACGCGAGCGCCUCCGCCCCGCCCCCGUGAGCUGUGCCCUGGCCGCGAGCGCCAAAGGAUGGAGCGGGGACCGAGCGGGGCAGCAGAGAAGGAGGAAAAGAAGAAAGCAGGAGGAAGAGGAGGCAGGAAGUGAAGGAGAAGGAAGGCGCCAUCCCCAGUGGGAACUAUUCCUUGUCUGCUUGGCAUCCUUCGUCCGGGUGCCAGGGGAACACUACUAGGGCGGGACCGGGACUGGGUUUCCGGGCAGCUCCAGGCAGGCAGUUUCCAUACCAGUCACCAUUAGAAAAACCUCAGCAGGCCAGUAACAGGAGUCCAGCAGGACUCCUCCUGCACAUGCAAUUGCCAAGCACGUGUUCAAACUGGGACGCGGACCCUAAUGAGCUUAGAAGUGGGCUUUAGAAUGGGCUCUCACUCCCCAUAGGGACACCCCUUCUGUGCACUGCUGCUUCUGCUGAUGCAAAAUUUGGGGGGCUACUUUGGCCCCUGGGGAGUCCAUCACUCUUUCACGUACAUUCUGUAGCCACCCACCUCAUCAUGACACAAAUGGGAACACAAGCAAACCCUCUUCCGGCCGUUUUCUGUAGUAAAAGAACAGCCUGACUUGUUCUUGAGGUCGGUCAGGGGCAGUCAGAGACCUAAGU
Messenger RNA from Balaenoptera musculus (blue whale), 1910 nucleotides. It is a transcript of the gene CCKAR, whose product is annotated as cholecystokinin A receptor. Gene Ontology annotation, molecular function: neuropeptide receptor activity; cholecystokinin receptor activity. NCBI's taxonomy places the organism in Eukaryota, Metazoa, Chordata, Mammalia, Artiodactyla, Balaenopteridae. The record is from RefSeq and is a predicted model, not a curated record. Gene Ontology annotation, biological process: neuropeptide signaling pathway. Gene Ontology annotation, cellular component: membrane.